AUGUUUAUCCUUUCUGCUGUUUCUUCUUCUUCCUCCUCUUCUUCCUCUGUUCCUUCUUCACUUCCUCCAUUUUCCCUCUCUCCUUCCAUUUCUCUCUCCUUCUCUAGGGUUUCUCUCCCUCCUUCAUCCUCCUCCUCCUCCUCUUCUCUCAAGCUUUUUCUUCCCCUUUCUCUUCAUUUCACUCCUCCCAAGCUUUCUUCCCCUCACUCCUCCCUUCGCUUCUCCGCUUCCAGAGCAAUGGCGGAGCUUAUUCAAGACAAGGAGUCCGCCCACACCCCCUCCACUACUGACGUAACCAGGAAUGACCCACCUCACUCCCGCGCAUUUCUUGAUCUUCGCUCCGAAGAAGAGUUACUCUCCUGCAUCAGGAGGGAAACAGAAGCUGGAAAGCUGCCUUCAAAUGUUGCUGCAGGAAUGGAAGAAUUGUAUCAGAAUUAUAGGAAUGCUGUUUUUGAGAGUGGUAAUCCAAAGGCAGAUGAAAUUGUAUUGUCUAACAUGACCGUUGCAUUAGAUCGCAUAUUGCUGGAUGUGGAGGAUCCUUUUAUGUUCUCACCACACCACAAAGCAAUUCGAGAGCCUUUUGAUUACUACACGUUUGGUCAGAACUAUGUCCGUCCACUGAUUGAUUUUGAAAAUUCAUUCGUUGGUAACCUUUCUCUUUUCAAGGAUAUUGAAGAGAAGCUCCAUCAGGGUCACAAUGUUGUCUUGAUAUCAAAUCAUCAAACUGAAGCAGAUCCAGCUAUUAUUUCAUUGUUGCUUGAAAAGACAAAUCCAUAUAUUGCCGAAAACAUGAUCUAUGUGGCAGGGGAUAGAGUUAUUGCAGACCCUCUUUGCAAGCCCUUCAGCAUUGGAAGGAAUCUAAUUUGUGUUUAUUCAAAAAAGCACAUGCUCGAUAUUCCUGAACUUGCAGAAACGAAAAGGAAAGCAAACACACGUAGUCUAAAAGAGAUGGCUUUACUUUUAAGGGGUGGGUCACAACUAAUAUGGAUUGCACCCAGCGGUGGCAGGGAUCGACCGGAUCCAUCCACUGGAGAAUGGUACCCAGCACCCUUUGAUGCUUCUUCAGUGGACAACAUGAGAAGGCUCCUUCAACACUCCGGUGCUCCUGGUCAUUUGUAUCCCCUUGCUUUAUUAUGUUAUGACAUCAUGCCGCCUCCUUCACAGGUAGAAAUCGAAAUUGGAGAAAAAAGAGUCAUUUCCUUUAAUGGGACGGGUUUGUCGGUGGGCCCUGAAAUCAGCUUCGAUGAAAUUGCUGCUUCCCGUGACAAUCCUGAUGAGGUUAGGGAGGCAUACUCGAAGGCACUGUAUGAUUCUGUGGCCAAGCAAUACAAUGUUCUCAAAGCUGCUAUUGACGGCAAACAAGAACUAGAAGCAUCAGUUGCGGAUGUCUCGUUAUCACAACCUUGGAUCUAGUCAUUUGGAAUCAUUUUCACGUUCAAUUCAUUUCAUUAUCAGGUCAGGACAUAAUUUGACAGUUUCGCAACUCACAGGACGCCAUUGAUCAUUCAAUUCGUGCAUGAACUGUAAAAGGAAACCGAUUCUUUCACUCAUUGACAUCUCAAAGGAUUUUUUCCAAUUUACAGGCCUAUCUCCUACCCCAAGCAUGUGCAUUUCAAUAGACAUCGAAACUGCCUCAAAUACUUGACCUCUCUUCGUAAUGUACAGAUUUUUCAUAUCUUUUAGAAAAAGAACAUUCACAGUGAUUAUUCGCACUAUUUCUAAAGUGUAUAUGUUUCCUUACCAUUUUCGUGUUUAUAUACUUCGCUUAAUUUGUACCAAGUCUUCUCUUUCACUUGAUACCUUCUGAUAUAGAACAAUAAUCUUACUCAAAUUCUCA
Molecule: messenger RNA, 1837 nt
Organism: Cucumis sativus (cucumber)
Lineage: Eukaryota; Viridiplantae; Streptophyta; Magnoliopsida; Cucurbitales; Cucurbitaceae
Product: glycerol-3-phosphate acyltransferase, chloroplastic
Biological process (GO): glycerophospholipid metabolic process
Molecular function (GO): glycerol-3-phosphate O-acyltransferase activity
Source: RefSeq, marked provisional